AUGGUUCUCUUCUCAACUUUGACCCUUGCCGGGCUUGCGGCCGCUGCUUCGCUUGCAGGGGCAGCUACUAUCGAUUCCAGUGAAGAAGUUUCCGGUAACGUAGCCACAGGUGCAUUUAUCCUCGAGUGCGAGAGCACCCAAAACCUCGAUGAGCUCGUCAAGGCGAUCCAAGACCAGGGCGGCGAGAUUCGCCGCCAAUUCAAAUCCAAGGUCUUUUACGGCAUCUCAGUGCAGAUGCACAACACCACGAUGACCGGACAUGGGAUGGAACAAAUGCCAGGCGUUACGAAAGUGUGGCCGGUAGAGGUCACGAAGCAGCCGGUGGAGCCGCAGACAGUGCAGCAGCCUGGGAGUCAGCGCCGCGACAACUCUGCGCCGUGGAACCACAUCAUGACGCAGGUCGACAAGCUACAUGCCGCCGGAUUUACGGGUAGCGGUAUCAGAAUUGCCGUUGUUGAUACUGGCGUCAACUAUACGCAUUCCGCCCUUGGUGGCUGCUUCGGCAAAGGCUGCCGAGUUGUCCUUGGUGACAACUUCUCCAAAGACGGCAAGAAGAAUGACCCCAUGGACUGCCACGGCCACGGCACGACCGUGGCUGGUAUACUCGCCGGAAACGACGCUAACUACGUUGGCGUGGCGCCCAAUGCGACCCUGGCAGCGUACAGGGUGCUCGACUGCAAUGCCAUGAUGGUCGAGGACGACCUCGUCGCCGGCUGGGUCAAAGCCUAUGAAGACGGCGCGCAACUCAUAGUCUCUUCUGCUGGCUGGCCGGGCUCUAGCUGGGCUACUCGUCCUGCCGCGGCUGUCGUCUCGCGCAUCGUCGACAGCGGCGUCCCGUGCAUAGUCGGCCUCGGCAACGACAAAAAGGCCGGCCUCUUUUCCGUGAUGAAUCCCUCGAGCGGCAAGGACGUGACGUCGGUCAACGCCUUUGCCCGGGCGCCCGGUGCCAUCGACGGCCCUGUCAAAGAUGCCCCCAUGGCUCGGUUCUCAACCUAUGGCCCGAAUUGGGAUCUCGACAUCAAGCCCACCGUCGGUGCGCCCGGUGACGACGUUCCAGGUAUCCAAAACAGUGGCGGCUACGAAGAUGUAUCGGGAACCUCCUUCGCCGGGCCCUUUGUCGCUGGCAUCAUGGCCCUCAUGGCCGAGGUACGGGGCACUUUUGACCCGGUACUUCUCAACAGCAUCCUCAUGUCCACGGCCGUGCCUCAGGGAGCGCCCUACUCAGUUGCGCAGCAGGGUGGCGGUCUGGUGAGAGCCUGGGACGCUGCUCACGCCACCACCCUCGUCGAGCCGUCCGGCCUCGCUUUCAACGACACCCAGCAUCGCGCGCAGUCUUUGAGUCUUAGCAUUACCAACACUGCCAAGACCAACGUCACCUACCAUCUCGAUACCCUCGCAGCAGAGACACUGUACACCCUCAUUCCCGGCAUCGGCCUGGAACAGAGCCCGCCUGUCCAGGAGUCAGCGGACAUUAAGCUUAGCCAGAGCGUACUUGUCCUUGGCCCUGGUAAAUCGGCCGCUGUGGACAUCUCGGCCACAGAUCCCUCGGGUCUUGAUGGUGGCCGCCUGCCCGUGUGGUCCGGCUGGAUCAAGAUCAACAGCUCCAACAGCGAUGUGUUGACAGUUCCUUAUCUAGGUCUGUCCGGUUCGUUGAAAGAACACCAGGUUCUGCCUUCAUGGGGAGCAAAACUUGCUACUUUCACGAACGAUCCCGUAUGGGGUCCUCGCGACAAUAGCCUCUAUGAUGGAGAGGAUAUUGACUACAAGAUCAAUAACGACAGCUCCUUGGAUCUUUCCCUACCCUUGAGUGUUAAGCCCGAAUUUGGCACCCGCCUUGUGCGAGCCGAGGUCGUGCCAAUUGCGCCUCGCAAGUGGCUGGCCGAUCGCAUGCAGGCCAAGAAUCUCAAGAUCAACGCCUUUACUAUGGAGGCGCUCUCUCAUACUCAAACAACACGCACGACAUGGAACGGCCGACUGGAGUGGGGUGAUUAUCUCCCUGUGGGCACCUACAAGCUUGUUGUGCGCGCCCUUAGGCUCUUUGGCGAUUCCAAAGCCGAAUCGGAUUGGGACACGUCGGAGACUGUAACGUUCCAAGUCAGGAAGGGAGCUGGUGAGAAGGCUUGCAAAGUCUACGAGCCUGGCCAGGCAAAGAUUCCCGAUAAUGCCCUCUUCGACAGCCACCAGGAAUGUCUCGAUGUUCAGGGCGAUGCUCUAGAUGACCGCCCUUGGAUUCCUGAGCCCCAGGACGCGGCAAUGUGCACUGAUGAUGACCUCACGGAAAAGGCCUGCGGUACUUACCGAUUCUGCAAGGCGCACGAAGACGCAGCGCUUUCGCAUAAACUCAAGUCCCCUUUCAAGUGGUCCUCGGACUGCGCCAGGAGCCACAAGAUGCUGCCAGCUGUACCAGGCGACAUGUCGAGGAUACAAGAGUGUGUGACCACAAAGGACGAAAGCAUCUGCGGCACGCAAAUCUGGUGCGAUUUUGGAUUCAGCUCGCCGCAAUUUGGCAACGGCGAAGAGUGCAAGUGGGCGCAUGGAAAAUUUUCUUAG
Molecule: messenger RNA, 2550 nt
Organism: Akanthomyces muscarius
Lineage: Eukaryota; Fungi; Ascomycota; Sordariomycetes; Hypocreales; Cordycipitaceae
Exons: 2
Coding region: 1-2550 (849 amino acids)
Biological process (GO): proteolysis
Cellular component (GO): cell wall; membrane; cytosol
Molecular function (GO): tripeptidyl-peptidase activity; serine-type endopeptidase activity
Source: RefSeq, a predicted model, not a curated record